UCUGUUGUCACUGCUCGAGCGACACCGUUUCCUUCCCGAACUUUGAACCAUAACAGAUUAUCCAAUCAGAUCGCAGCUUGUUGGGUUGUGCAGGAGAAGUUCGGCUGCUAAAUGCUAAGUCAACAUGUCCUCUACUGAUGGGAAUAAUGCUCCAAGCCAAGCGCCACCUUUUCCUGGAGUCCCUCCAUCAGCAAUACCCCCUCCUUUUAUGGGGCCACCUGGAAUACCACCUCACUUCCCACCUAUGGGAAUGCCACCGAUGGGUCAGAGGCCCCCAAACAUGGCUCCCAUGCCUGGAGGGAUAAUUCCACCACCCAUGAUGCCUCCGUUGGGUGCUCCUCCAAUGGGACAGAUGCCAGGCAUGAUGCCACCGAUGAUGCCGCCAAUGAUGCCACCACGCAUGCCUGCAGCGACGUUGCAGCCGACAGGACCGCCUGGCGUUAGUCCUGUGGAUACAGCUGCUACUGCUGCACCUGGAACUACUACCACAAAUGACUCCCCCCAAGAUGACCAGUCUAAAAAGCAGAAAUCAGUGUGGACAGAGCAUAAGUCUGUUGAUGGUAAAACCUAUUACUACAACACAGAGACCAAGCAGUCGACCUGGGAGAAACCAGAUGAUCUUAAAUCACCUGCAGAGCAAAUGCUCUCUAAGUGCCCAUGGAAAGAGUACAAGUCUGACACUGGGAAGCCUUAUUACUACAACUCUCAGACUAAAGAGUCACGCUGGACAAAGCCUAAAGAACUCGAAGACCUUGAAGCAAUGAUAAAGGCUGAGGAGAAUGGGACGGUGGAUGUCGUAGCUCCUGGCACUACUCCCACUCUCACAGCUCACACAGAUGCAGUGCUCACUGUGCCUGCUGUUCCAGAGGCUGUCUCUACCAUAGCAACAAGCGUUGCUGAAGAACAACCAUCUCAAAUGCCUGUGCAAGGGGGUGAGGGAGGCAGUGAAGUAACCGUGACAUCACCCAAGGACACCCCCACGAUCGAGACACAGGCCAGUAAUGACACAUCUAAAGAAGAAAGACCAGAGCUUGUGAAGAAGGUGUACAAGUGGAACACCAAAGAGGAAGCGAAGCAGGCUUUCAAAGAACUGCUCAAGGAGAAGGGUGUUGCGUCUAAUGCGUCCUGGGAGCAAGCCAUGAAGAUGAUCAUUAAUGACCCUCGUUACAGUGCACUGCCUAAGCUGAGUGAGAAGAAGCAGGCCUUUAAUGCCUACAAGGUUCAGACAGAGAAGGAGGAGAAAGAGGAGGCCAGGAUCAAAUACAAAGAAUCCAAAGAGACAUUCCAGCGCUUCCUGGAGAACCAUGAUAAAAUGACCUCCACCACCAGAUACAAGAAAGCAGAGCAGAUGUUUGGUGAACAGGAAGUGUGGAGCUGUGUUCCAGAGAGAGACAGGCUGGAGAUUUAUGACGAUGUUCUCUUCUACUUGGCCAAGAAAGAGAAGGAACAAGCCAAGCAACUGAGGAAGAGGAACUGGGAGGCACUGAAAAAUAUCUUGGAUAACAUGGCUAAUGUCACAUACCGCACCACCUGGUCAGAGGCUCAGCAGUACCUGCUAGAUAACCCCACGUUCGCUGAGGACGAAGAGCUGCAGAACAUGGAUAAGGAGGAUGCUCUGAUCUGCUUCGAGGAACACAUUCGCGCUCUGGAGAAGGAAGAAGAAGAGGAGAAACAGAAAUCUCUGCUGAGAGAGAGACGCAGACAGCGCAAAAACAGGGAGUCUUUCCAGAAAUUUCUGGAUGAGUUACACGACCACGGCCAGCUGCACUCCAUGUCGGCAUGGAUGGAGAUGUAUCCAACCAUCAGUUCAGACAUCCGCUUCACUAGCAUGUUAGGACAACCGGGCUCUACACCUCUGGACUUGUUCAAGUUCUACGUGGAAGAUCUCAAGGCUCGUUAUCACGAUGAGAAGAGAAUCAUAAAAGACAUCUUAAAGGAUAAAGGUUUCCUGGUGGAGAUCAGCACCAGCUUUGAAGACUUUGGUUCAGUUAUCAGCUCUGACAAGAGGGCCACCACUCUGGAUGCAGGCAACAUCAAACUAGCCUUCAACAGUCUUCUGGAGAAGGCAGAGGCACGAGAGCGAGAGAGAGAAAAGGAAGAGGCCAGAAAGAUGAAGAGGAAAGAGGCAGCCUUCAAGAGCAUGCUGAAGCAGGCCACGCCCUCAUUGGAGCCUGAUGCUACAUGGGAAGGGGUUAGAGAAAGAUUCCUAAAGGAGCCUGCGUUCGAGGACGUCACUCUGGAGUCAGAAAGAAAGAGGAUAUUCAAAGAUUUUAUGCAUGUACUAGAGCACGAGUGUCAGCACCAUCACUCCAAAACCAAGAAACACUCGAAGAAAUCCAAAAAACAUCACAGGAAACGAUCUCGUUCUCGCUCAGGUUCUGAAUCUGAGGACGAUGAGUAUCACUCAAAAAAGAAGAAACGCUCCACAUCAAAAUCUCCCUCAGAGCACUCUUCCUCAGGGGAAUCCGAGAGAAGCUAUAAAAAAUCCAAGAAACACAAGAAGAAGGGAAAGAAGAGAAGACACAAGUCUGCUUCCCCAGAGACUGAUGGAGAAAAGGACAGAAAGGGACGCGAUAAAGAGAAGGAUAAAGAGAACGAUAAGUCUAGAGGGAAGAAUCGUAGUGAAUCCAAACAGAAAUCUCCCAAGAGGAAAGCGCCUAAAGAAGAGGGAGGAUGGGACACGUCAGGCAGUGAACUGAGUGAAGGAGAGCUGGAGAAGAGGAGACGAACUCUUUUGGAGCAGUUAGAUGCACCUUAGACGCCCCGUAUCUGUCUGUCCACUUCACACAGUAAAACCUGCAUUCCUCAUAAUGUUUAUAUGAUAACACACAGUACAGUGAUGCUGUGCAUGGGUAACACUUCACUCACUUUCGAGGACGUGCUCACUGAUGACCGGAAAUCAUCUCCAUCUUUUUUCUGUAGUUUCUCAGGAGAACGCUGUCAGGGUGCAAACCUGAGUCAGUGUACAAACUGGUCAUUUCUGGUGACUGCAGAUCAUUAUGUUCCAAUUUUCCUUUAUGCUGUUUUGUUCGCUUUAUCCCCAAUGUCACAAUUGUUUUAGGUAGUUGUACAUUUAUUUUGUAAUUGCUAAUAGUUUCUCUUAAAAUUAUUGUUUACAGGUGAAAUAAAAACCUUGGGACUUUUCAAAAAUCGAUCAAAAUGAACAUGUUUUACCAGACAGUUGUGAUUGUGAAAAAAAAACUAUUUUCAAAGGUAUUUUAAACAUGCAGUACUCACACAAUAAACUGUAUUAUAUCA
Molecule: messenger RNA, 3258 nt
Organism: Tachysurus vachellii
Lineage: Eukaryota; Metazoa; Chordata; Actinopteri; Siluriformes; Bagridae
Gene: prpf40a
Product: PRP40 pre-mRNA processing factor 40 homolog A
Exons: 27
Coding region: 125-2758 (877 amino acids)
Biological process (GO): mRNA cis splicing, via spliceosome
Cellular component (GO): U2-type prespliceosome; U1 snRNP
Molecular function (GO): RNA binding; protein binding
Source: RefSeq, a predicted model, not a curated record